Drosophila persimilis is the source of this 2710-nucleotide messenger RNA. RefSeq names its product P protein (gene hoe2). Gene Ontology annotation, cellular component: membrane. The coding region runs from base 124 to 2673 and encodes 849 amino acids. NCBI's taxonomy places the organism in Eukaryota, Metazoa, Arthropoda, Insecta, Diptera, Drosophilidae. The transcript is spliced from 7 exons. Gene Ontology annotation, biological process: transmembrane transport. The record is from RefSeq and is a predicted model, not a curated record.
GCCUGGUGUGCGGCAAAGAUGUCGUCUGCUGCAGUUCCUCGCCGUCGCCUGUAGAAAUCAAAAACCUACAUCACACACGCCUUCUCUCUUUCCUUCACCGGACUACGGUUGGAUUUUUUAGACAUGGGUCUGCGGGAUACCUUCAGACUGCGCCCGGACAGUCCGUCGCGCGUGGGCAACAGCAGCAUAGAGCUGCAGAACAGAGCCACACCGCGGAGUGGAGCCAGCUGCCACCAUCACAAUCAGGUUGGAGCUGUCCAGGUCACCGAGCAAUCACUGCAGGUGUGGCGCGCCCUGCCCGCGGAGAUUCGCCAUGAUCCCAGCAUGGCCAGCUUUAAAAUGGAGAACGAACGCAUUCACGGCUCCUCUGGAGGUGCGAGCGAUGACGACCCUGAUGAUGGUGGGGACUAUAAUGACGCAGAUGUGGGUGACCGUAUUCAGGAUGAGCCCGGUUCCAGCUUUGCUGGCUCAGAUUUUCUCGAUAUCAAGACCAAGCCGGGACAAGAGGAAAAUCACACAGAUGAUGAGGCAACGACAACGCACUCGGAUCACGAUCCGGCCAAUGGUCCGGGCAAUGCCAAAUCCAUGGCCCGCCGCCUUCACCACAAAUCCACGCGCUCCAAGGAGCAGCGCCAGUGGGACAAGCUGUGGAAGCGUCUGGGACUGCUCCUCUUCUGGCUGCUGGCCGCCGUCGUGCUCAUCUCUGUGGGGGAGAAACACCUGCUGGAGAAGACCAUCGAUGUGCCGCAGGGCGAUCAAGGGAAAAUUUUCACUUUGGUGCAAAAACCAACUGGCGAUUUUCGUCUGACGAUCCAGGGCGCCUUCGAGGAACUGUCACCGACGGACAAUGAGAACGAAACCAUUAGCUAUAGCUAUCUGUUUGUGCAGCCGCAGGUGUCCGCUUACAUUGGCGAUAAUCGCACUACAAAGGUGUUCCAGAACACUUUGCAGGCCUGGCAGCUACCUUUACUGCCUGAUGAUCAGCUGGAACGUGCUCCGUCUGUGUCCAGGAAUCGUACGUACCAAAUGAGCUCCGAACUGAGCGAUCUUCUGGCCCAGCCGAAGAGUGAGAUGCGUUUGCACAUCUACAGCGAUGCAGCCACAGAUCUGGCGGUUAUACUAAGCUAUAAUCCCUUGAUAGUCAACGCUCGAAUAGGCAGCAUUCUGGCUGGUCUUAUACUCCUGAUCUUCUAUGCUCUGUUGGUGUGGGAGCUGUUCGAGCGACCCUUCAUAGCCAUGGUCUGUUCGAUUCUAUCGGUCACGGCUCUGGCCUGCUUUAAUGAUCGCCCAAACAUGGAUGAGAUCAUCCAGUGGAUGGACAUGGAGCUGCUCACUCUCCUGUUCUGCAUGAUGCUGCUCAUCCUGAUACUCACAGAAACGGGGGUGUUUGAUUAUCUGGCCGUGUUCUGUUUUGAGAUAUCGGGUGGCAAGAUUUGGCCCAUGAUCUACAGUCUUUGUUUGGUGACCUGCCUGGUGUCCAGUGUGCUGGACAACAUGACCACUGUCCUUUUGCUUACACCAGUGGCCAUUCGCCUGUGCGAGGUGAUGCAGCUGGAUCCGCUUCCGGUCGUGAUGGGCAUCAUUGUGCAUGCGAAUAUUGGUGGGGCCCUCACACCCAUUGGGGAUCCCAUCAGCAUUAUUGUCAGCACCAACCACUACAUUGUGGAGAAUGAUGUGACUUUCCUUACCUUUGUGGCGCACACCUUUCCGGGCGUCCUGCUGGCCGUGAUCCAAAGCUGUGUCUAUCUUCGCCUCUUUUACCACAACAUCGACGCCCUUCGCCUGAACGAACCUAAGGAGAUGCGCGAACUGCGACGCGAGAUCAAGGUCUGGCAGCGAGCUCUCAAUGCCGUGGGCUCCUGCUCCAAGGAUGCGCAGCUGGUGCGCGGCACCCUCCAGGGAAAAGUGAAGCAACUAAAGCGGACGCUGAGACGGCUGCAACGUGGAGUCGGUUCCACAGAGGUCUAUGCCAACACCCUGGAUGAGCUUAAGCAGAAGUACCCCAUCAAGAACAAGACGCUUCUGCUGCAGUCCGCUGGUGCUUUGAUCUUUGUCAUCGUCUGCUUUUUCAUACAGUCGGUGCCUCAUUGGAGGACUCUGCCCCUGGGCUGGGUAGCUCUACUAGGUGUCAUUCUGCUACUGAUCAUCCUCAAUCGCGACGACAUGGAGCAUCUGAUGCACCGCAUCGAAUGGACCACACUACUCUUUUUCGCUGCCAUGUUCGUGAUGAUGGAGUGCGUGGAGCGACUGGGCCUCUUCGCCAGCAUCGGCGAGCUCACCGAGCACGUCAUCCUCUCGGUGGACAAGCGACAUCGCCUGGCUAUGGCCAUCUUCAUAAUACUGUGGGCCUCGGCCCUAGCCUCGGCCAUUCUAGACAGCAUCCCAGUCACGGCAAUGAUGGUCAAGCUUGUUACCUCGCUGGUUUCCAAGCCUUCGAUCUGCCUGCCGCUCCAGCCCCUAGUCUGGGCAUUGACCCUGGGUGCCUCUCUGGGCGGCAACGGCACCCUUUACGGGGCCUCGGCCAAUGUAAUUGCCGCGGGGAUAGCCGAACAGCACGGCUAUAAGCUUUCGUUCACGCGAUACCUGAGGACCGUAUUCCCCAUGAUGAUGGGACAGAUCACCCUGAUGACAGUCUACCUUCUGGUGGCCCACAUUGUAUUUGGCUGGCAUUGAACAACAUAUGACAUAAAUGGCUAUUUAUUAAUAAUAA